Molecule: messenger RNA, 897 nt
Organism: Lolium perenne
Lineage: Eukaryota; Viridiplantae; Streptophyta; Magnoliopsida; Poales; Poaceae
Source: RefSeq, a predicted model, not a curated record
CACACCUAGCUCGUACCCACAUACUACCCCUGUCACCUGACAGCAUUUGCCAUGGAAAUGCCAGCAAGCAGCACCUCGGCUUCGUGCAACCUCAAGACCAGGCCAUCAUGCUGGCGCUCCAUGGCUCAGUCGCUAGGCUCGCUGCGGAGGCGGUUGCGUGGAGCACCACAGUCGCCGACCGUCGCCCGCUACAACCUAGAGAGCACCGACGUCGGGAUUCUCUCGGCUAUCCAGGGAAAGCGCCAACGCGUCCUUGGGCUGCUGGUCCUCUCCGGCGCCCGCGACAUCCUGAGGUGGCACUGCCGAGCAGCUGCUGCCAAAGCAGCGGCCACGGGAGGCCAUUCCGAGCCGCCAUACUCUCUUGCGCCCGAUGCUCCAGCUGGAUCGGCAGUCGCGCCGUAUACAUGUACAAAGGUGAAAUAGAAUUCUACAAGCCAGAGUGUCGGGAAGACUACAUCCUGGAGGAGCUGCACAGACAGAGACGACAAGAGCGAGCUGCUGGCUCGCCGGCGCUAAUAGGGGUGAGAUCGCGAGGAAGAGACGGCAGCACGGGGAGCAUCUUCUUCACAUGUGUUGACGACAUCCUAUGAUGCACACACAUAUGUGUAUGUUUCAGAGGUGUAAUUAAGGGUUUACAAGGAUUUCAAUCGCGGUAGUUUCACGACUGUACAAACUACAAAGGAAGAGAAGAGGCGACAACAAUGGCCGACGGCCACACAUGCAGCAUCUUCUUCACAUGUGCUGACGACAUCCUAUGAUACAUGUUUCAGAGGUGUAAUUAAGGGUUUCCAAGGAUUUGAACCGCUUGUCCGUAUUUUCGCGACUAUUAACUAAAUAUGUUUUAGGCUGAUUCCAACCAUGUCGCCUGGAAUCAUAUUCAUUUGAUUUUUUUUUCAA